Eucalyptus grandis is the source of this 1653-nucleotide messenger RNA. Its product is annotated as transcription factor CYCLOIDEA. Gene Ontology annotation, cellular component: nucleus. The record is from RefSeq and is a predicted model, not a curated record. The transcript is spliced from 3 exons. Gene Ontology annotation, biological process: regulation of secondary shoot formation. Gene Ontology annotation, molecular function: DNA-binding transcription factor activity; sequence-specific DNA binding. Lineage: Eukaryota; Viridiplantae; Streptophyta; Magnoliopsida; Myrtales; Myrtaceae. The coding region runs from base 268 to 1398 and encodes 376 amino acids.
CUCUCUCUCUCUCUCUAUCUCUCUCUCACUCAUGUGCACCGAAGAGAGAACAGUCCAGAUGAGUGUCGCUCUCAGCCAUUCCUUCUCUCUGCACACCCAAGUGAACCUGAAAGAGGAUAAAAACGGGUUCUGAGAGGUCACUCUUUCAAGACCAACUGAAUCUCUGUAUCUUUCUUCGACAAAAUCUAUGGUUCUUUGGUCGCUUUGUGUUCAAAAAGUUCUCCAAAGGCCCAAAAAUACAGACACGCGCGCACACACAGGCACAUUAUGUUCCCAUCUAUGAUGACCAACAACAAUUCCAACCCUGCUCACCAUCUUCUCUCUCCAUCACUCCCCAAUACCUCAUCUUCUCCCACAAACCAGGAAUUAAUCAACCAAACCAUCCUCUUCCACCACCAAAUGCCGUUCACAGAUCACCACUUUUUCUUUCCCAACAACCACAUUUAUCCCGUAAUUACUGAAGCUCCAAUCGACAUUAGGAGUCCCAAAAAUGGUGCGAAAGUGAGCUCAUCAAACCCAGCCAACAAACCCAUGAAGAAGGACAGGCACAGAAAGAUAUGCACCGCGCAGGGCCUCCGGGACCGGAGGGUGAGGCUCUCGAUCGAGAUCUCGCGCAGGUUCUUCGACCUCCAGGACAUGCUAGGGUUCGACAAGGCGAGCAAAACCCUAGAGUGGCUCCUUACGAAGUCGAGGAAGGCCAUCAAGGAUCUGGCCAAGGGCAAGCGCAAGGACUUGGUCCUCAGGCCGGUGGAGGAUGAGAAGGGCUGGUCGUGUUCUAGUUCCGAGUGCGAUCAGGCUGUGUCAGCAGGGGUUGUGAUCGCUGGAAAUGGCAUAGUUCCGGUGGAUGACAAGAGGUCAGUACCAGUGGGAGACAAUGACUACCAAGGGAUGUUCAAGAUGGUGUCAUCAAAUCGAGAUGGUGGGCUUCAUGUUUUGGCUAAAGAGUCUAGGGCAAAGGCAAGGGCUAGGGCAAGGGCUAGGACCAGAGCAAAAAUGAGCAAUGACAACCCAAAGCUUGAUCACCAUGACCAGUUCAAGAAACUGUGCCCUGAUUCGCAGGCUUCUAGUGAAGAGAAAAAAUCAAAUCAUUAUGUUCAAGCACAAGCUGAUCACCAGGCAUUCAGUGAACAUCAGGAGGAGGUCGAUAUUGAGCAAUCUGUUCUGAUCAAUAGGAAGCUGAAGCAAAGUUCGGUCAUCAUUAACAAUUACCAGAAAAACCUAGACAAUGACAACAAUAGCCAAUUUUACUACCACGAUGUAGCUCAUCAAAACUGGGACAUCAACCCCGUAAUUGGUCAAUCGACCUUUUCUUCAUUCACCAACAUGAACUUUUCAUCAGGGGUUCUGGUAUGUGGAAAGCAAUGGGAUUCUCAAAACAGCCAUAGUCGACUAUCAUAAAGGGCAAUACCUGAUCCGUGGAAUGAGAUUUUGAUCGAUGAGACGGUAUCGGUCUCCAAAUGUGUCGUCUCUACGGUCUUUGGCUCUCCCACCUCAAUAGCUAGACGUUGGAUUUCUCCUAAACUGCAUAUCAAUUAGUACCGCAGUCUUCAGAAUGUGCAUUUUUGCGUUUUUAAAUGUUUGGAUAUCUAUAACAAUCGGAUGUAUUCAUUUAGAUGUUGAAUAUAUAUUUGGGUCAAUCUACCCUUUGAAAUC